Messenger RNA from Ruditapes philippinarum (Manila clam), 3963 nucleotides. Its product is annotated as ribosome biogenesis protein BMS1 homolog. Lineage: Eukaryota; Metazoa; Mollusca; Bivalvia; Venerida; Veneridae. Gene Ontology annotation, cellular component: nucleus; 90S preribosome. The record is from RefSeq and is a predicted model, not a curated record. The annotation marks the transcript as partial. Gene Ontology annotation, molecular function: GTP binding; GTPase activity; U3 snoRNA binding. The transcript is spliced from 19 exons. Gene Ontology annotation, biological process: maturation of SSU-rRNA from tricistronic rRNA transcript (SSU-rRNA, 5.8S rRNA, LSU-rRNA); ribosome biogenesis; endonucleolytic cleavage of tricistronic rRNA transcript (SSU-rRNA, 5.8S rRNA, LSU-rRNA).
GGAGCAAAGUUGUUUUACUUGUCCGGUAUGGUAAAUGGAGAAUACCAGAAGACUGAGGUUCACAAUCUUUGUAGGUUUAUAUCUGUGAUGAAAUUCCGACCUUUGACCUGGAGAACAACUCAUCCAUAUAUUCUGGCUGACAGAAUGGAAGAUAUAUCUGAUCCUGAAACAGUACGUAAGUUUAGUAAAACAGAUCGCAACAUAUCUCUGUACGGGUACUUGCACGGCACACACAUGAAGAACAACGUCAACGUUCACAUUCCCGGCUGUGGAGAUUUCUCUAUACAUGAUUUACAAUUCUUGUCUGAUCCAUGUCCGACACCAGAGAAACAGAAGAAACGAUCUCUAAGUCAGAAGGAUAGACUGAUUUAUGCACCAAUGUCUGGUGUUGGUGGUAUCGUGUAUGAUAAGGAUGCUGUUUAUAUUGACCUUGGUGGAAGUCAUUCGCAUACAGAUGCUCAGAGGGAUGAAGAUGCUCCUCAACCAAUGAAUGAGCUUGUUUCAUCAAUGAUGUCUCUUAACAACCCAUUGGAUAAGAAAAUGACAACAUCAGAGGUUUCACUGUUUUCUGGUGGAAUCAAAAGCUCAGAAAUGAUCAUUGAUGAUGAUAAAGAUGAUGAUGAUGAUGAUUAUAGUGGUGGAAGGCAGUUUGAAACUGUUGAGACUGAUGGCAGAGUCAGGAGAAGAGCUGUGUUUGAUACAAAUGUAGACAAGAUGAAAUCUAAUGAUGAUGAUGAUGAAUUUGAAGAUGAUGAUGACAGUGAUGAUGAAAAAUAUGAUGAUGAUUGGUGGAAGGCAGUUUUGAAACUGUUGAGACUGAUGGCAGAGUCAGGAGAAGAGCUGUGUUUGAUACCAAAUGUAGACAAGAUGAAAUCUAAUGAUGAUGAUGAUGAAUUUGAAGAUGAUGAUGACAGUGAUGAUGAAAAAUAUGAUGAUGAUGAUGAUGGUGGAGAUGAUAAUGUAGAUGAAGAUAAUGAUGAUAUCAGUGAUGAUGAUGACGAAGAUGAGGAUGAUGAUGAAGAUUCUGAAGAAGAGAGUGAUGCUAGUAAAGUGAUGAAGAAACAGAUUAGAAAGAGCAAUAUCUCUGGGGAACCAAGUCUUGCCUUUGAUGACUCUGAUUCAGAUGAAGGUGAAGAGGAUGAUCAAACUGUAAAAAAGUUGAAAAAAUCAGAUAAUUCUGAUGAUGAAGAUGAUGAUGAUGACGGUGAUGAUGAUGAUGAUGACAGUUGUAAUAAGUGUGAAAAAAAUCAGAGUGUAAAUAGAAAUAAUAAAAAUGGCAGCUCUCUAUUGGUUAAUAGUGAACUGAAAAGUGUUAAGAAAAGAAAAUUGAGUAAUAUAACAAAUUCCAGAAGAAUUGCUAGUAUGGAGGCAGUGCAGAAUAUAGAUGAUAAUUUGACUAGUAAAACUGGUAAUGAUAACUUGACUAGUAAAAAUAAACAGGAAGCAAAUACAAUUGACUCUGACAGUUCAGAUGAAGGUGACUCUAGUGACAGUGAUAUUAUAUCUUUUAAACCUACAAAAGAAAAAUCAAGUCCUCUAAAAGCAACAGAAGUUAAACCAAGCAAAACUGAAGAAGUUGAUAAACAGAAAGAUACAUCUGAUAAUGUAAAAAGUGGGAAAUCAUUAUCACAGAAACUGCUGACAUUGUCCGAGACAGAUUACUUUAUGUUGAAUGCUAAGAAGAAGUCAGAGGAUUCACUGGAGGAAAAGGAACCUGAGAAAACUGUAGAUAAUGAUGUCAGUGAUGGAGAUGAAGUGAGUGAGGAUGAAGAAGAUGGAUCAGAGAUGGACGAUGAAGAUGAGGAGGAAGAGGGAUCAUUUCGCUGGAAGCAUGAUUUAGCAUCCCAGGCAGCAGCAAACUUCAGACAAAGACAAGCUGGUAGAAUUAACUACAGAAAACUUAUAUAUGGCAAAGAUGAGGAGGAAGCUGUUGGUGAUGACGGGGGUGAUGAUGAGGAUGAGAUUGGAGGGCUGUUUAAGGUGUUGAAACAGAAGAGUGAGGCACAGGCUGUCGACAGGAUAGCUGUUAACAGUACAGAUUGUUCUAAAUGCUUGAAAAAUACACUAAUACAGUUAGAAGUGGAUAAGAUACAGGAAUUGAUAGCAGACUGUUUUGUUACUGGUAAAUGGGAUGAAAAUAAAGAUGCUGAGGCGUUGUUGCAAAAAGAUGAUGAGUUGUACGGGGACUUUGAAGAUCUUGAGACGGGUGAAAUGCACAAAGGAAAGAAAGAAGACAAUGAUGAUGAUGAUAAUGAUGAUAGUCCUGAUGAUGAUGAUGAUGAUGAUGAUAUUGGUUCUGAUGGGGAAAAAAAGAAACAACCAGAAGAGUUAAAAAAGAAAAAGGCAGACAUGACGGCGGAGGAGAGACGUGUGGAGAAGAAGCGUAAACUGAAGGAAAUGUUUGACACCCAGUAUGAUAUGAAGGGAGAUACAGAGUUCUAUGAUAAUUGGAAAGAAGAGCUCGAUCAACAGGCCAAAAUGAAUCGUGCAGUGUUUGAGGACAUGGAUGAUGAGUUGAGGGUUCAGUAUGAAGGCUUCAGACCAGGCAUGUAUGUGAGGGUAGAGAUCCACGGGGUGCCAAGUGAGUUUGUCACCAACUUUGAUCCAACAUAUCCUGUCAUUCUUGGAGGAUUGCUAAGUGUAGAAAACAAUGUUGGAUAUGUACAGGCAAGACUGAAAAAGCACAGAUGGCAUAAGAAAAUAUUAAAGACGAAAAACCCUUUAAUUAUCUCGCUUGGUUGGAGGAGAUUUCAGUCUAUACCACUAUAUUCUAUACAAGAUCAUAAUAUGAGAAAUAGAUUACUGAAAUACACACCUGAACAUCUACACUGUAAUGCUUCCUUCUGGGGUCCUAUUACCCCUCAGGGUACUGGUUUGUUAGCUGUAGAAAGUGUUGCAAAUGUUACAGCUGAUUUCCGUAUAGCUGCAACAGGUGUAGUUCUAGAGCUUGACAAGUCACAGCAAGUUGUUAAAAAAUUGAAAUUAACAGGAACACCUCAAAAGAUAUACAACAAAACAGCUUUUAUCCAGGGUAUGUUCAAUUCUGCACUUGAAGUUGCUAAGUUUGAGGGAGCAAGUGUUCGUACUGUCAGUGGGGUCAGAGGUCAGAUCAAGAAAGCUGCAAAAACACCUGAAGGGGCAUUUAGAGCUACGUUUGAAGAUAAAAUUUUGCUAAGUGAUAUUGUGUUUAUACGAACCUGGUACCCAGUAGAUGUGCCACAAUUUUAUAAUCCAGUAACCAGCCUGUUGUUACCAAAGAAUGAAAAACAGGGCUGGACUGGAUUGAAGACACUGGGACAAUUGCAUAGGGAGAAAAAUAUGAAACCUACAUUUUCUGAUGAUUCUGUUUAUAAGAAAAUUGAAAGGAAAGGAAAAGGUUACACACCAUUAUCUGUACCAAAAGCUCUCCAGAAAAUCUUGCCGUUCAAGGAUACGCCAAAGUCAUUACUGGCAAAGAAGGAUCCUGUUCAGCGUGUAGCCAUUCUGAGAGAACCUCAUGAGGCCAAGAUUGCUAAAAUGAUGUCUAUGUUGAAAUCUGUGCACGAGCAUAAGAAGCGAACUGAGCGUGUAAAAAUGCGUGAGAGAGUGACCAAACAUCAUAAACAAGUGCAGAAGAUGGACUUAGUAAAACAGAAGAAGAACAGGGAGGCAAAAAAAGAAGUAUUUAGAGUGCUUGGAAAAAUGGAAAACAGGAAAAAUAGAAAUAAACGGGAUUAACAACAAGGUGUUGAACUUGUAAUUUCGAACGUUUAGUAAAUGUUGAUGGGAUAUAAUUAAUAUGUUAGUGAUUUCAGAUGUUUAUAUCAAGAUCGCUAAUUACAUGUACUGUUGGGAAUUAUUGUUAUUAAUAUUGGAAAUGUUGGCUGAUAAUUUUAGCAAAUUCAAGAUAUGAUGAUACUAUUAUAUUAUUACAUGUACGAUACUAUUUUGUUGAAAUUGGUAAAUAAAUACAGAAUACAUAAU